Molecule: messenger RNA, 675 nt
Organism: Ficedula albicollis (Collared flycatcher)
Lineage: Eukaryota; Metazoa; Chordata; Aves; Passeriformes; Muscicapidae
Gene: HSPB1
Product: heat shock protein family B (small) member 1
Exons: 3
Coding region: 50-634 (194 amino acids)
Biological process (GO): response to heat; protein refolding
Molecular function (GO): protein folding chaperone
Source: RefSeq, a predicted model, not a curated record
GCCCUCUUCAUAAGGCGCGGCCGCCGCCCCCCCGGCAGCCCCGCACGCCAUGGCCGAGCGCCGCGUCCCCUUCACCUUCCUGCGCAGCCCCAGCUGGGACCCCUUCCGCGACUGGUACCAUGGCAGCCGCCUCUUCGACCAGUCCUUCGGGAUGCCCCACAUCCCCGAGGAUUGGUACAAGUGGCCCAGCGGCAGCGCCUGGCCGGGAUAUUUCCGCCUGCUGCCCCGGGAGAGCGCGCUGAUGCCCGCGCCCGGCUCGCCCUUCGGGCAGGCGCUGAGCCGCCAGCUCAGCAGCGGCAUCUCCGAGAUCCGCCAGACCGCCGACAGCUGGAAGGUCACCCUGGAUGUCAACCACUUCGCACCGGAGGAGCUGGUGGUCAAGACCAAGGAUAAUAUCGUGGAGAUCACCGGCAAACACGAGGAGAAGCAGGAUGAACACGGCUUCAUCUCCAGGUGCUUCACCCGAAAAUACACCCUUCCCCCUGGUGUUGAAGCCACGGCCGUGCGGUCCUCUCUGUCUCCCGAUGGAAUGCUGACGGUGGAGGCCCCCCUGCCCAAACCUGCCAUCCAGUCUGCCGAAAUCACCAUCCCCGUCACCGUGGAGAGCCAAGCCAAGGAGCCGGCCAAGAAGUAGGCGGCACCGAGGAGGAGGAGGAGGAGGAGAAGCCGCGCUGC